Messenger RNA from Paramecium pentaurelia, 1960 nucleotides. Lineage: Eukaryota; Ciliophora; Oligohymenophorea; Peniculida; Parameciidae. The record is from the annotation of a GenBank genome assembly.
AUGAAUAUAGUUACGUUAUUAUAAAAGUAAGAGAGAACAAAGAAAGAUGUGUAAGCAUUGAUGGAGUGUUUAGGAUAAGUAAAGUAUUUAAACUAAUUGAAUAAUGGUCAAAAGUUAUAUUAAGCAACAUUGAAGGGAUUUGCUGAGAAAGCAACACUAAUUCGAUAUGAAAAAGGUAAGCUAUUGAUUGAUUAAUAUAGAAUAGGACACAUUAUUUGGAGGGAUGGGAUUAAAUAGGAAAAACUAUUUAUAAUAUUGAAUGGAAGAGUGUAGGAAUAUGUAUAAUUAGAUGAUGAGGAAAUUAAUAAGAAGAGAAGAGAUCUAAUUCAACGUUAUCCUGAGUGUUAAAAUCUAUUCAUUAAUAAGCCAGGAAGAAGAAUAGUGUAUGAAUAUGAGAGUGAAUCAACUGAUUUAAUUAAAGCUUCAAUUAAUGAUAAUAUGAGAAGAAGAAGAAGUCUUGUAUUUGAUAUCACUUCCAUGGUUGAUGUACCACUUAUAAGGAGUUCAUCUGUAAUUUAGAAGAAUGUAUAACCAUUCUCAACAAUUACAAUUAAUGAAGUAUACAAUAUUAUAUAAUCUAUUUAAGGCUCCAUUAUCAUAUAUGAUAGUAUUAAGUAGAGAUGUAAGAGAAUGUCUAAGAGAAGUGAAGUUGAUAAAUGAUUAUCAUUUAUAAUACUUCAUUUAAGAAUUUGUUUUAGCAGUAAGAUAAGGUAGAAUGUUUUCACAUGGAGAUUUGUUGAACUCUGAUAUCUCUAAGAAAAAGUUUGAUAAUACUUUAUUAUGUCUUGAAGACACUAUGAUUAUGUAAAUUGGCUUAGAAGAUUAUCAUAAUAUUGAAAUUCACUUGAAUUAAAGAAAAUAAUAGAAAAUUUGGGAUUUAAUUUAUUCUGGGUUGUUUGGAAAAAGUAAAGUCAAUUAGGAAGAUGUAAAUCAAAUUAUGAAAGUGUUGGUCAAUAAAUAUACUUCCAAAAAGUACACAUAAUACAACAUAGUCUAUAUUCAAGGGGAAGUUUAAAAAUUCAUAUACAUUGUUAAAGAAGGAGAAUUUCAAUUAUCUUUUGAUAAUUAAGAAAGUGUAUUAUAAUCUGCUACUGUGAUUGCAAAGGUAAGUUAAGGAUGUCUAUUAGGUGAAGAAUCCUAUACAGCAAAUAGACAUAUUUUUAAAUGUAAUAGUAUAUCUUCAAAGAAUAAAUUAAUUGGUUUAAGUAUUCAUGAUUUAGAAGCUUUGGGACAUAGAUUUGUUUGGUUUAGAGACUUGUUGAAGAAUAAAGAGAGAAUUAAAUAAUAAUGGUUGAAGACAAGAAUGAAUGAAAAUGUACAUUUCAGUAUUAAGUUAAAUGAAAAAUAAUAAACUUUUGAAGAAGAAAAAAAAUUGUUAUCUGAAUUCAUUAUGCCUGAUCCAGCAAUUCAAAUAACAUAAUUUUAAAGAUUGUAACCUAGUCGUCCUUAGAUGGUCACACCUUCACCAUUAAAACGACCUAAAUUAAUUAAAAAUAAUAAUUAGAGGAAUAUUAAUACUAGUAGAAAUAAUAGCAAGGGGAGUACUAAGAAAUUAGAGAAUUUGAAUAUAUUUGGAAAUGAAAUUUUAUGUGAAUUAGGUAUUGGUAAAAUAGCUACUUAAAAUACUAAGAUUAGUAGUUUUGAACCAACAGAUCAUUCACUAACUUAUAGAGAUACUAGCAGACUCUUACUUAAAAAAAUUAGGAGAGCAUCAAAUUAUAAUUCAUCUUAACCAGUUUCUCAUAGAGAUAAUAGUACUAUGACUAAUGAAAUUGAUAUUGUUCCUAUGAUGAUGAAUAUGAGUAAGAAUUAACUACAAUUCUUAAAAACUAUGGUAGGUAAGUUUAAUUAUAAGAAUUCUCAUCCUACUGAGUGUCUAAAUUAAUAAAGUACUCCUGUUUUCAUACAAAGUAUUUAUCCCAAAAAGAUUGUAAGAAGAACAUGGUAAGGGUAUGAUUGA